UCGUCCUGCCUCCUCAGGUCGGACUUCCUGCUUAAGCUUGUUUUGGAGUUAGGAUGGCCGAGGAUCUCGCGCUGUCUGUCCGGGUUUCUGAGAUCCGGGACCCGGCGGUUCUGUUUGAGCGGUACAACAUCGAGGAGAUCCGUCGAGUCGAACGCAGAGUCCGCGGGGAAAUCGAGCAGAAGAAGGAGGAGCUGAGGCAGAUGGUCGGGGAACGGUACCGGGACCUGAUCGACGCCGCCGACACCAUCGGAGAGAUGCGACAGUGUUCGGAGAGCGUGGUGCGGUCCAUCCAGGACAUGCAGCGGUUCUGUCACACGCUGAAGCAGGGCAGGACCAGCGGGGGCGGUUCCAGACAGGAGAACCGGAACCAGGUGCAGGAGAAGUUCUACACUAUGGCAUCUCAGAUCAAGCUGCUGCUGGAGAUCCCAGAGCGCAUCUGGAGCUCCAUGGAGGCGUGCCAGUACCUCCAGGCGACCCAGCUCUACCUGCUGUGCUGCCACCUGCACGCUCAGCUGCAGCUGGACUCCUCCUCGGGGGGACGCUACACCCCCAUCCUCACCCGCUUCCCAAUCCUGGUCCGGCAGGUCGCCACCACCGGACAGUUCAGGUCAGCCAUCCUGUUGGACAGCAGGUCCCUGCUGCGGUGCCGGGCCGUGUCAGACCAAGCCAUCGCUGAGGCUCUGGUGUCCACCAUGCUGCUGGAGGACAGCUCGCCUCGCCAGGCCCUAGCAGAGUUCCUGCUGGCCCGCAAAGCCUCCAUCCAUCAGCUGCUAAACCAACCACAGCACGGUGCGGGGAUCAAGGCCCAGGUGUGCAACCUGGUGGAGCUGCUGGUCACCACUCUGUUCCAGGCCUACGCUGUCUUCUAUCUGCCCCCAGAGGGAGUCUCCAGGUCAUCUGAGGGGGUUCUGAGCUGUGGGAUGCUCUUCUCCAUCCUGGAGGACAUCACCUGUGGCCCCCCCACAGCCAAAGGCAAGAAGGUGCUGCAGGAGGAGACCAGUACCAGCACUUGGUUCCGAUACCUGCCUCCAUCCAUCCUGGAGUUCCAGCCUACGCUUCGAACCCUGGCUCAGCCUAUCCAAGGAGAGCAGCUCCGGGACACCCUGCAGCAGUGGAUCAACACGUGUAAGGAGGACAUCUGUCAGGGGGUUGGUACCCUUCUGGUCUAUGUCUGCAGCCUUAAGGGACUAGCAGCCAUCAGGGAUGCCGUGUGGGACCUCCUGUCCACAGAGUCCAUCAGUCAGCACUGGAGCAGCGUGUGUCAGCAGCUCCUGGGGUGCCCCCUGGCGGUCUGGGAGGACUUCCUGCAGCAGCUCUUCCUUCAGCGCCUGCAGGCGAUCACCAAAGAUGAAACUGAAGCCAUCGCUGUAAGCUCGGUCCAGCUCCUGACUUCAGCUCUGAAGGAUCUGGAGGACCAGAACAUCUCAUUAUCUACAGGAACCAAUCCUGGUUCUGGCCAAGGGGUCCAGUAUGAGUUUGACGUUGCCUCCUUCCUGUGGUGUGAGUCUGCGGGGGACUUGCAGAGUGAUGCAGCUUGGGUCAGCGUUGCCCAGCGGAACCAGCAGCAGCAGAGAAGUGGCCUGGCCAUGAAGACCCAGGCACUCACGCCUUGUGUUCAGAACUUUUGUUCUUCUUUGGAUGCAAAGCUCAAGUCCCGGCUCGAUGAUCUUCAGCACUACCUUCCCACUCUGGAUACAGGGCGUGAGUCCAACCCAGUGUCCAUCUCUUCCUCCGGACCUUCGGAUGUCUCUGCUUCCUCAUUUAACCGCUUCACAGACUCUUCGGCGGUGGAGGAGGCCCUGCGUGGUGGCUGCGUGUCCUGCAUCCAUCACAUUCUGAAGUCCAUCCGCUCUGAGCUAGCCGUCGCCAUUCCAGGCGCCACGCCCGCCCGCCUAAGCUCCGCCCUUUUUGUGGCUCGGCUGUGCCAGUCUUUGGGGGAACUCUGCCCUAACCUCAAGCAUUGCAUCCUGGGAAGACACAGCAGGGCUGACGCUACAGGAAGUAGGACUCCCAGGCAGGGCAAUAAGCUGGGCAAAUCCAAGAUGGCUGCCGAGGUCAGCCCUGCACAGGCCGAGUGGAAAGAGCUGAAGCAGGAGCUUCUCAGCUGCAGCAUGGAGGCAUACCGCAUCUGGAGCUCCGCCCUCACCAAAGGGCUACUGGGCGCCUUCGGUGCUGCGCUGCAUGCAGAAGCUGCUGGUGCAAUUCUGACUGCUGCCACUAACUGGGAGGACCUGGAGAUCCAGGAAGAGACGGAGUCGGGAGGCAGUGUCACCUCUAAAAUCCGUCUUCCGGUCCAGCCAUCUUGGUUCGUGCAGUCUCUGCUCUUCCAGCUUUGUGUGGAGGUCAAUAGGGUGGGGGGUCACGCCCUUCCUCAGCCCACCUUACAGGAGCUGCUGCAAGCCUGUCUUAGUCAAAGUCUGGACCAGUACCAGAGCUUGUCAGCGCUGGAUUUUACCAAGGACGGGGUCUUCCCCAUGACCCAGAACCGAGCCCUGCAGCUGCUGUUCGACCUGCGCUACCUCAGCGCCACCCUGGGCAGCCGGCUGGAGGACGGGAAGAGCUCUCGUCCGAACCAGGAGCCCAGAUUCCACAAAGUCUGUGAUUGGUUGGAAGGUUUCAUCGACCCGUUUGACUUGGAUGUGUUCACUCCUCCGCUCAACGCCAACCUGAGCCGCCUGACCCAGAGAACCUCGGUGCUGCUGGGCCUGCUGACGGGAUCCGAGAAGCAGUUUUCUCCUCGGAGCAGCGUGGCAAACUCCCAGGAGCCGUACAACAUCCUGCCUCUGGCCAGCAGCCAGAUCAGGUUCGGGUUGUUGCCCCUCAGCAUGUCCAACAGUCGAAGGUCCAAGUCCUCGUCCAUAGGAGUGGACGCUUCUCAGAACACGGUCCCGCAGGUCUCUGCAGCAGGAAGCGAUCCUGGUUUCCGACCCGGCAGCCUCUUCAGACAGCUUGCUGAUCAGAAUGAGGACACGACCUCAGCGUCUCUGUUCAAACUCAGCUGGCUCUCUGGCAUGGCCAAAUAACCGAGUGCAGACGCAGCACUGUGUACAGUAAAAGUUUAGUUUGUCUGAG
Nothobranchius furzeri (turquoise killifish) is the source of this 3072-nucleotide messenger RNA. It is a transcript of the gene cog1, whose product is annotated as component of oligomeric golgi complex 1. Gene Ontology annotation, biological process: intra-Golgi vesicle-mediated transport. Lineage: Eukaryota; Metazoa; Chordata; Actinopteri; Cyprinodontiformes; Nothobranchiidae. Gene Ontology annotation, cellular component: Golgi apparatus; COG complex. The record is from RefSeq and is a predicted model, not a curated record.